This is a messenger RNA of Prorocentrum cordatum, 1347 nucleotides long. The record is from the annotation of a GenBank genome assembly. Lineage: Eukaryota; Dinophyceae; Prorocentrales; Prorocentraceae.
UUUUUGGAGCGAGAAGACGGUAGCGGAUAGCAAGAUUCAUUCGUGGGGUGAGAAAGCGGGCGGCUAUGAACGCUAUACGGCCACCAACAGCACCACCGCGUCACUCACGAGCUGGAGGGGCCAGAGGAGGAGGAGCAGGAGGACGUAAGACGGUGGGCAGCGUGCUUGCCAAAGUUGGCGGUCUGACAGCACAGCCUGGGGGACCGGGCGCUGCAGACAAAUAGCGUGCACUAGCCAUGGACUCGGUCUCGGCCACAUGUGAGGAGGAGGGUAAUCAGGGGUAAGGGGAAGGAUGAGAAGCUGGGGCCACGAGGUGGCUGCCGAAACUCACAGCUGAGGGCCUGGACAUUGCAAGGCUCACCGGUAAGGUGCGCGCCGACAGACCACCCAGAUAGCCCUGGCUGGCCUUGACAUGCCCCAGUGCCCGCUGGGACUGCCCAGGGGGGAAGGCUGUCUGCGCGUAAGCCGAAGACUUCCCAGCCGCGAGAUGGCAACCUAAUCGGUCGGAGCCGAGGGUCUGUACAUCGCACGAUUUACCGAAUUCGGGGAGACAUAAGACUCGGUCUUACCCAUCGGUCGGAAUAAGUAGGUAGAAACAUGAAGUUGGAAGUCGUUUAAAAUAUACUGGGUGCCCGCCCGCCGCCUGAAGAGGACGGAAAAGCUGAAGCCACUCGAUCAUUGAAGUAGGAAGGCGCCCAAAGUAGAUUGGAAUCUGGGAAUCCAUAGAUACCUCCUUUCAGCGACCAAAUGGGUACGCUUCCCCGACAUGUGGACGCGGCUGCGGCCCGCCCGCGCGACACGCCCGCGCGGCGCGCAGCACGUCACCACUGCCAGCGACACUGGAGGCCUCCUGGAUAGGCGACAGCCUACCAGACCACCCCAGUCCAUCCGAAGACCCAAAUUUCGGGUUGGCUGCCGACGCGCCGUCGGCCGGGCGGCGCCGCGCGGGGCCUCUGCCUGUGCGCGUGCGCGCGUGCGGCGCCCGAGGCCGCGCCUUGAGCGAGCGCGCCCGGCGACAAGCAAUGAAAGGUACCAGAGGAGGAGGAGAAGGACGAGGAGGAGGAGGACGAGGAAGAGGGGAAGAGGAGGAGGAAAAGAAAGAAAAAGAGAGCCUGCGCGUGCGCGCGUGCGGCAUCCGAGGCCGCGCCUUGGGCGAACGCGCCCGGCGAUAAGCAAUCAAAGGUACCCCUAACCCUUUGGGAGGGGACCUAUAAGUUGGGAGGGCCGAGAGCACGAGGGACAAGGGGGUCUUUCCUGCAGAUGUGUCAGAACAGGGCGCUCGGCGUCGGAAUUAUAUUAGCCCCGGUGCGAAGACGGGUACCUGAGUGAGGCCACGUCUGCAUCGGA